AUGCCCAAAGACAAAGCUUCCGGUAGACAUAUUGUCAUCCUUGGAGGUGGUAUUAUAGGCUCAUCUAUCGCCUAUCAUAUUACUCUGCUAAAUAAAGAUCCAACACUAAAAGUUACGGUGGUGGAACAGACAAGUAUUGCCUGUGCUGCGUCAGGAAAAGCAGCUGGGUUUUUGGCUCGUGAAUGGUGUAAUGGGGGACCGCAAGAAGAUUUGGCUCACAAAAGUUUCGAGAUGCAUUGUGAACUUGCGAAGAAACUGGAUGGAAAAAAACGUUAUGAUUGGCGUGUUGUUGAUACUUUGUCAGUGUCUGCUUCGGUUAAAGCUGUUAGCAAUAAACCAACUCCUACAGAUUGGUUAAAAAGAGGUGUAAUAACGAAAUUCAAGGAGGUCGGCAAUACUCAAACGACUGCGCAACUUCAUCCUUUUAAGUUCACUCAAUUAUUAAUCCAAGAAGCCGAAUCGCGUGGUGCUAAUGUAUUGAUUGCUCGUGCAGAAGGUUUUAUUUUUGACGGAAAUAAAAUCGUGAGUGUUCGUUUAUCCAAUGGAAAUAUUCUUGACGCAGAUGAUGUGAUUAUCGCGAUGGGUCCAUGGAGUGGAAAAGCACUCAAUUGGCUUAUUAAAAAAAGUGGACGAUCUCAUUAUCUUCCGGACAUAACGGGUCAACGGGCACACAGUCUCAUAAUUCGCCCGCCUGUCUUACUAUCACCACACGUUUGUUUUAUCUCACUGAAUACAGGACGAAAAUUUGUCGAGCCAGAAAUUUAUCCACGACCAGAUGGUGAUGUUUACAUAUUUGGCGAAUUGGACGGCGGUGAACUUCCAGAAACUGCCAAUGAGUAUAUCCCAAGUGAGAUUGCGAUGCAAAAUCUAAAGAGUAAUAUUCACAUCUUGUCACCUGAUGUUCUUGGCGUGGCGCCAGUUGUCAAGGAACAAUGCUGUUUUAUGCCAAUACCCGAAGAUAAUCGACCGCUCAUAGGAAAAGUUCCAUGGUUAGAGGGAAUUUAUAUUGCAUCAGGGCAUUCUGUCUGGGGGAUAUUAAAUUCUACGGGUACAGGACUUGUAAUUGCAGAGAUGGUAUUGGAAGGACAAGCAAAAAGCAUUGAUGUGCGAAAAUUAAGCCCAAUGCGAUCCAAGGUCGUUUAUUACUAG
Molecule: messenger RNA, 1149 nt
Organism: Ambispora leptoticha
Lineage: Eukaryota; Fungi; Glomeromycota; Glomeromycetes; Archaeosporales; Ambisporaceae
Source: the annotation of a GenBank genome assembly